AUGUCGCGACAAAUAACAAAUGAAAUACUUGAUUGGAUUUGUAUUCUGAUGCUUAUACUUGGUACAAUUGGAAAUCUUCUUGGUCUCAUUGUAUUUUCUUCUCGGAAAUUUCGUCGAACGAGUUACGGACGUUUAGCUAUCGCAUCGUUGAUUAUUAAUCUCUUAUGUGUGUUUCGUUAUUCGUUUAUUCUACAUUCAAAAACACGCCGAUGGAUAACUUAUACCGUUGGUCAAACAUGGUUUAAUUGUAAAUUAUAUCGCUUUUCGUCGUGUCUGCGUAUCCUAUCUGCUUUUAUUAUCGUUGCUUGGACAUACGAACGAUUUACUUAUGUAACAAUUAAUUAUAGUUCAUAUAUAAAUCAUCCAUCAUUGAAAAGAUACAAAUUUGCUUCAAUGGCUUUGGUUUCGUUUUUGAUUGUUGGUGCGCUGACUGGGCCGACUGUUUAUUUUUAUCAACCAAAACAUAUUCCUUUAACUAAUGAACAAAGCAAUUUCACAUUUAGAUCAAGCAAUUCUUCAUCGUUUGGAGGAAUAACGACGAAGAUUAUCGACACAACAAUCUUUCCACCAUAUAGAACAGUUUGUGCAUUGAAAGAGUCGAUCUCGUCGUCUUGGAGAACAUUUUUAACUGACGUGGCCUUCGCUUUCAAUUAUACAACAUUACGUUCAAUAUUUUCGGAAAUCAUUCCGUCACUUCUUGUUAUUCUUUUCGAUAUUGGAAUUAUCGUUCAUGUUAUUCAAUCGAGUUCAUCUAUCGGAUCGCGUAGUUCAUCAACAGUUGCUCGCACAAGUUACCGUGGAUCGAUUACGAACAAAGAAGGUGCUGAUGGUCUUGUCGUACACAAUCGUCCACGAACAUCAUGGAUGAAUGUUGUCUUAAUAAUUCAUUCAUUUUUAUUCUGUUUCUCAUCGUUAACCGCAACAAUUGUUCAUUGGUCAACAUUUGAUUAUCUCUUAUCAUAUUGGACAAGUAUCGUUAUUUUAGCAAAUUGUUCAUUGAAUUUUUAUGUGUAUUGUUUGAGCGCGAGAUCAUUUCGAAAAGAUAUUCGCAAAAUCUUCUAUCGUUACUUUCAGUUAUAUUGUUUUGAAAGAUUUUUCAAUUUAUUUCGAACGAAAUCUGAACGAGAAGAAAUUUCCCAAAUGGUUCACAUGCGUUUAGUCCGACAACAUAGUGGAACUGUUAUACCGCCAUCGGCUUCGAAUUUACGUAAACAAUCAAUAGUUUCAACGCAUUAA
Adineta ricciae is the source of this 1236-nucleotide messenger RNA. Lineage: Eukaryota; Metazoa; Rotifera; Eurotatoria; Adinetida; Adinetidae. The record is from the annotation of a GenBank genome assembly.